GCGGGCAGCGUGUGGUGCGUCCAUCGCCGUGGACGUUUGCACACGUGGACUGCGCCUUGCUCCUCGUUUCCGUAUGAGGGACUGUAAGCAGAGAAAAGGGGCCACCUUUCGACGGACGUCUUCGGCUUCUUCGUCGGGUGCGAAAGGACGACACAGACGGCAGCGGAAAGACGGGACCAUGUCCACGUCGCGGCUAUGGAGGGCAGCACAGAGGGUAGACGUGAUGUGUUGAUGCCUCGUGAGCUGCAGGCCGUGGCGGCGGCCGUGUCCACGAUCGUUCUUCGAUGUCAGCAGGAGAGGGCGCUGAGGCGACUGAAGGAGGAGUUGCGCGCGCGUAGACGGAGGACGUUGAUGCAAGCGGACGAUGGGGCCGAAUACGUGGCGACGUCGGAGGCUGUUGUUCAGCUGUGCUACGCAUUGGGUUACGGAGUGAUUCCUUGCGCGACGCCGCGGUGCUGGGUGAAGUGCAGGACAGGAGGCACGUGGGAAGACCUCAGGCAAUGCGACGACGCGACAGACGACUACUUACGGGAUAAGCUACGAAUGUCGCCGCGAGUGUUCCGGGAAAUCGCGGAGGCGUGUGCGCCUCAUCUUCAGCGGCGGGUCACGUUCUACAGGGAGCCUUUGCAGCCAGACCAAAUUGUGGCGUACGCACUGUACAUGUGGGCUUCAAGGGAGACGUACGAGAGCAGCACGUGCAACUUCGGGACUGGACGAGCUUCUAGGCUGAUUGCCGUCCGCAACGUGACUGCCGCGCUGCUAAGGGUAUUUGGAGAGAAGAUCGCGUGGCCGACAGGGGUUCGUAAACUCGUCCUUCUGCGGGCGUUUGCUGAUAAAGGGUUCCCCAACUGCCACGGUCGCAUUGAUUGUACUCACAUCUACGUCGACAAGCCGGCGAACGCUCCGAGCGAAAACUACUACGACAGGAAGCGCCGUUUCUCCAUCGUUGCGCAGGUUGUCGUCGACCUGGACUUGCGUGUGCUCGACGUGCACAUGGGAUACCCAGGUAGCUGCCACGACAUCAGGGUGCUGCAUUUGUCCAGCCUGUCGCUGCGCGCGGAGGAGGGGUUGUUGUUUCGUGGUCCCCCCGUGACACUGUCGUUCGGUGUGAAGACGAACGGGUACGUUAUGGCGGACAAUGGCUACCCCCCUUCAGAAUGGAUGGUCGUCCCGUACGAAGGCAUCAAUCAGCACGUCGACGAGGAGCGGUUUGACAACAAGCAGAAGGUGGCGAGGAGAGCGGUGGAGAGGGCGUUCGGCAGGCUGAAGGGCAUGUGGCGGCUGUUUCUGCGGACACACAAGACAAACCUGGACACGCUCCCGCAGCAGUUCACCGCCAUGUGCAUACUGCACAACAUACUGAUCGAUGUAGGAAUCCCCUUCGACGAGAAUCUGCUAUGGGAGGUCGACGCUAAUGGUGUGCGACGUCGUGUGGACUUUCGGGAUGGAAGAGCCCCUUCAGCCUGUGUCGCUAGUGACGUCGACGACGGAACCGUUGGCCCUGAGGCAUGCUUUGGCGGAACGAAUGAAACACGAUUGAGUCGUGUUUCAAUCGUGGGCGGCAACGCGUGGAAGUGCAUUCAUUGCAGCAAUGGACGGAGGGCAGAUUCAUUGUUUCGUCCUGCCUUGAUUGGGUCGCUAGCGUUUGUCCCCCGUCGAGGUUGGUGGUUUGCGUGGAGGGUCGUGUUUCCCAUGGUGGACGACAGCGCGUGGAAGUGCAUUCAUUGUAGCAAUGGCCGGAGGGCACGUUCGUUGUUCCAUCCAGCCUUGAUUGGGUUGCUAGGUUUUGUCCUGCUUCUGGGGUCGGUAGUUUGCGUCGAGGGUCGUGGUUUGUUGUCGUCGUGAUUCGUGGAUUGUGCCAUUGCAUGUUCACAACAUGUUUUGUCGGACAUCUUAUGCAGUAUGGUGCGCUGCGCUUUGUCUUCCUGCGAGUGUUGAACUAAAACACAAACACGUCUUUUGUUUGGCAUUGGGAUAACUGGGGAAAAAAAAAAAAAAAAAAAAAAAACAACCGACAAUGGCACAAGCACAUGAAGAUGAGAUGUGUGAAUAUACAUCCAACAAGCCAAGGACUACUCGUGUUUCAUGAGAAAGACCAUUCGGUGUGGAGUGAGUGAUCAGUCAUGAUCUGCAAAAUGACGAAAUACAGAAGGAAUCAAAAUUAUAAAAUUAA
Molecule: messenger RNA, 2173 nt
Organism: Chara braunii
Lineage: Eukaryota; Viridiplantae; Streptophyta; Charophyceae; Charales; Characeae
Source: the annotation of a GenBank genome assembly